Molecule: messenger RNA, 356 nt
Organism: Phycomyces blakesleeanus NRRL 1555(-)
Lineage: Eukaryota; Fungi; Mucoromycota; Mucoromycetes; Mucorales; Phycomycetaceae
Exons: 2
Coding region: 27-356 (109 amino acids)
Molecular function (GO): protein binding
Source: RefSeq, a predicted model, not a curated record
UUUUAUUUCUUCCUUCUUUUUCCAAGAUGACCGAUACCAAUUCCUUGGACGUGAGUGUUUCUAACGAUGGAGAGCGCAUUCUGUGUAAGGCGCAUUCGAAUGAGGUGUGCGAACAGUGUCACAUGGAUUGGACGGAACACAAUGCUCUUGCGACUACUCUCAAGCAAGUCAAAGAUUUACCACCACCAAAUGCACCAAACCCGGUACGCAAUGCUCAGGUGAACCGAUUAAAAGAAGAAGGCAACAAAUACUUCAAGCAGGUCAACUACACAGAAGCCAUUCGCUUUUACACCAUGGCAGUUGAAUUAUCCUGGGCCCGUCCUCUUAUGUCCGAGAAGAGCUCGCGCCUGUUCUGA